This is a messenger RNA of Nicotiana attenuata, 904 nucleotides long. RefSeq names its product auxin-responsive protein SAUR50-like. The record is from RefSeq and is a predicted model, not a curated record. The transcript has a single exon. NCBI's taxonomy places the organism in Eukaryota, Viridiplantae, Streptophyta, Magnoliopsida, Solanales, Solanaceae. Bases 58 to 381 code for a protein of 107 amino acids. Gene Ontology annotation, biological process: response to auxin.
UUCUUGCUAAAGCUCUAACUUUCUUUAUAUUUCAUCACAAUUUUUUUUUUUUACGAUAUGGCCAUUAGAAAAUCAAACAAGUUAUCACAAGCUACAGUGUUGAAACAAAUUUUGAAGAGGUGUUCAAGUUUGGGUAAGAAGCAAGGCUAUGACAACGAAGAUUACUGUCUUCCUAUUGACGUACCAAAAGGACAUUUUGCGGUUUACGUAGGGGAGAAUCGAACUCGAUACGUCGUACCAAUUUCUUUCUUAACUCACCCUCAGUUUCAAUGCCUCCUCCAACAGGCCGAGGAAGAAUUUGGAUUUGAUCACGACAUGGGCAUUACCAUUCCAUGUGAAGAAUUUGUAUUCCAAUCACUGACUUCUAUGAUCCGGUGCUGAAGUAUUUAGAAAAAAGGGCAGCCCGGUGCACUAAGCUCCCACUAUGUGCGGGGUCCGAGGAAGGACCACUACAACGAUCUAUUGUACAAGAGAUUAUUUUCACGGCUUAAACCCGUGACGUCCUAGUCACAUUUUUACCAGUUACGUCAAAACUACCUUUUUUGACGUAUUUAGAAAAGAAAAGAAAAAAAAGUGAAUAUUAGGGGUUAGUUCUCUUUUAGGGUUAAGAAGGAUGGCUCAAGAUGAAGCAAUUUGGUGUAUUUUUGCUUCUCUUUUUUCUAACAUCUUUCUUCACUCUAUUUUUUUCAUUUUUUGGGGUGUCUCCUUUUUUUUUUUUUUUUUUUUGGGUUAGGGGUAUUUUCUUGUUUUGUAACUUUCCUCUAACUCUGACCUAGGAACCACAUGAUAUUAUUAGUAGUGUUUUUUAUGGGUCAGAAUCAGAUUUGUAAACAAAUCUUGGAAAUUUUUCCUUGCAGUGGUGUUUUGUUGCGCCCUGUGAGAGAAGUGAAUGUAUCUCAAUCGA